This is a messenger RNA of Trichomycterus rosablanca, 1688 nucleotides long. RefSeq lists its product as uncharacterized. The transcript has 9 exons. The record is from RefSeq and is a predicted model, not a curated record. Gene Ontology annotation, molecular function: cell adhesion molecule binding. Gene Ontology annotation, biological process: cell-cell adhesion. Gene Ontology annotation, cellular component: plasma membrane; cell-cell junction. The coding region runs from base 17 to 1201 and encodes 394 amino acids. NCBI's taxonomy places the organism in Eukaryota, Metazoa, Chordata, Actinopteri, Siluriformes, Trichomycteridae.
CCCUUGUUGGACCAAAAUGACGUUUCUUCUGCUGCUCAUUUUAGAUGUUUGUGGUUUGUGGCAGAAGUCAGAUGCUGUGACAUUAGCUAAACCGGUGCUAACAGGUCCAUCAGUUGCUCUUGUUAAUUCACCUGAAGAUUUUUACUGCAUUUCGGAUGAGAUCCCAUUAAACAUUUCCGUCCUGUACCAGCUUUUCAAGGAAGGUGAUCAAACAAAGCCUAUAACUGAAUAUAGUGCUCACAGUAAACAGGAGGCCAAAUUUGUUAUUCUUGCCCGUCGUGAAUAUGAUGGAAAUUUAAGAUGCAAAGCGAGUGGACUAAACGUUACAGGGAUCACACCCUCAUUCAGUUACUGGCAUAACUUCCAAGUCUUAGUGCCUGUAGAAGGUGCACACAUCAAAACAAGCCCAUCGACAGGAGAUCUCUGGGAGGGAGACAGUUUAUGUCUGCAGUGUAAUGUAAGUAAAGGGACAUACGUCAAAUGUAACUGGCAUCUAAACGACAAAGUUGUCCAACCACACCAUGACAACAGAUCCUGCAGACUCAACAUUCAACGGCUGUCUACUGGAGACAGUGGUAAAUAUAUCUGUGUUGCCUCAAACCAGUUUAACAACAGUUUUUUCUACAACAGUACUGACGAAAUUGAAGUGCACGUUAAAGAGUACGUGUCAAAGCCAGAAAUCUCAUACACUGUUGUCAAGACUGGAGAAGGAAAACUCAGCACCUAUGUAAAAUGCCAGACGACAAAAGGAUCCCGGCCCAUCAAAUUCAAGCUGUUUCUGAACAAUGAAUAUGUUACAGAAGAAGUCAGUGAACGCCUCAAUGUCACCUUUGUAAUACCUAUAGCACUAGAACAGGUCAUGGGCACAGUGCAGUGCCAAGCAGAUAAUGGAAGACAAACAAAAAGUAAACAGCUAUAUCUCACAGUGGUGAUGAACGAGAUACCAGCUAAGGUGGCGGUUGUCGUUUUCACCUGUUUCUCAAUCCUGAUUGUCUUUGUGUUUGCUUGCUGUGUUUAUGGAGUGGUGUUGCGAAAAAGGCAAUCCAGGAUAUACAUUUACAGACUUAAAGAAGAACUGACAGAGCUGCAUAAUGUACUUGAUGAUACUAAUGAUUAUGAGAAUGAGGGAAAUGAAUAUGAGGAAGAAAAAGAACAACAAUUUUAUGACCUGGUAAGAUUUAGACGUUGUACAAGCAUCUAGGAUUGAAGAGCCUGGUGAGAUGAUAGUGAAGAGGAGGAAGAAACGGAUUUAUAUAAUGGCACUAGUACUGAAUAAUGUUAAAUUAAUUAGUAAAUAUUUAAUUUCAUUUUAUUAUUCCUCAACAUUUAUCAGAGUCGCAGUGGGUCCGUUAAAAUUUUGUACAAAGCAGCAAGACUCUGAAAAAGGGGCCAAUCCACCCCUCUCCCUUUUCAGACAUAUCCUAUCAUGUCUAUGUAAACAUCUGACUGGCUGAUAGCACUGCUGACAAACUUGAUUUCAGUGGUGGUAGACUAGAAUAAUAGACCUCUAAUAGACCUCUGCGCAAUCCAAACGCUGUUUGCUAUUAUUUGCAUUAUGUUAGUAGAGUGCAUGUGUACAUACAGUGAGUAAUACAUUAUUUUGAAAACCAGAAUUGUAUUUCUAAAUGCCAGAGCUGUUUAAUUGUAUCAAUAAAUAAAACUCUAAAUUAAAACCAGCAUAUUUUAAA